Molecule: messenger RNA, 6696 nt
Organism: Trichechus manatus latirostris (Florida manatee)
Lineage: Eukaryota; Metazoa; Chordata; Mammalia; Sirenia; Trichechidae
Gene: SLC25A28
Product: solute carrier family 25 member 28
Exons: 4
Coding region: 5567-6364 (265 amino acids)
Biological process (GO): iron import into the mitochondrion
Cellular component (GO): mitochondrial membrane
Molecular function (GO): ferrous iron transmembrane transporter activity
Source: RefSeq, a predicted model, not a curated record
GGGGCUGACCCGACCCCUGGGUCCUGUGCGGAGCCAGGAUCCCGGCUGGGUGCCGGAGCUGACAUGGGUAUCUUCCUGGCUUCUGCUAUUACCACAUGAUUCGAACCGGUACGCCAUGCAAGCAAGGUCCCGGCUGGGAGUCGAUCCCAGUCAGAAACCAGGACCCAUUUCUAACCGACAGUGAGAUCCGAAUCGGGACCCUGGAUCGAAAAUCUGUCAGCCAAAGCCCUGGAACCCAGCUGGGACUAACCAGGAAUAGGGUGGGAUGGGGUCUCCCGAAACGCAGGCGACAAAAAAGGAAAAGUUGCCUAGAAGAGGAGGGAGAGUGUUGGAAAGUAGAAGUAAAUGCCAAGACAGUGGAAUGGGAUCAACGUGAGGGUACCAUUUGUAUGAAACUAAUUCCAUUCAGAACCAAGCACGCUGCUUAAUGGAUACAGAAGUCAGGUCCUUCUGAAAAAAGCUGGGUGAAGAGGAGGACAGGUUCGUGUUCUUUACGGUUCUCAUUCUUGUGUAUUAGCAAAGGUACAAACCACUAAAAGUGAGGAUUAAACUGAAUGAGAAGUAAACAUGAGGGAACUGUUGAAAUAAUGUGACUGAGAUUGGCGUCUCGUUUACAUGUUAAGGGUAAUAGUCAGAUUAUCCUGGAAUGCUCUGUGAUGCAAGUUUCCUCCUUAAACUUGACAAAUGUUACCUGUUCAAAAGGAGGAGAGUAUCAGCUUGGGAAAUGCAAAGUAGAUCUCUUCUUCCCCCUGGUUCCAGUACUGGUUCACGUUUUCAUUCAUAAUGUGGAUGAGGAAAGGGAGAAAGUGCUCAUUAAGCUUUGUGAAUGAGUUAGCAGGAGUAUUCUAGCUUAUUGUAAGGUAACUCCUAACAAGGGCCAUCGACAAUGCGGUAAAUGCACUUGACCAAAAUGGGCAUUAGAAUUUUAAAUGUCCUUGUCAAUUGGGAGAAAUAGAAAUAAACAGUAACAUCCAUGAGAGAUAAGUAAGAGAAUGGUUAAUGCUCUGUUAAUAUUGAAAUGUAAAAUGAAUAAGUACCAGUAAAAAAGAUUCAGAUGUUUAUGUAAUAGACUCAGGGUUGAAUGACUGAAUUAAUAAUGCUGUAUAUCCAAAAGUUAAUUGCAAAGUAGUCUCACUGUACUUAGACUGUGAGUACAGUGCAGGGUCUAAGGUGCUAUGUUUCAGGAUGGGUAUCAAAUGAAAAACAGAUCAGGGAAAGCAAUGAAAGUUAUUUAAUGGCUUGAAAAAUACAGUGUAAUAAUAUGACUGACUUAUACAUAUCACUACAAUUUAUUAAUCUAAGUGUUGCUUCCUUUCCUGUAGUUACCUUGGGAGGCUGUCUUAUUCCUACUCUUAUUCCAUAUAUUUACAUCAUGAUGUUGCUAUUAGCAUUUUAUAAAUUCCUCUGUUAGAAAUGUCUCUAGAACAUUUGGGUGUGUAUCUUUAAAGGGAGAAAUCUUUUUCCUGUGAUAAGAUGGAAUUGAUUUUUUUUUAGUAACUGAGACCAUUCAGAAUCAAAUCUGGUAAAUAAGGUGGGAUGAAAAUAGGAACUAGUGCUUGGGGUUAAAGAUAAGGUGGAACCGGAAAACAAGAAGACUGAUUUACUCCGGAGGCCUGUAAACCCACUGGGGGAACACUUCUGAAAGGAGUUCUAGAAAUGUUUUGAAUAACUGCAGCAUUGCUAGAAUAUGUCGAUUUUAGCCACCUCAGGUUAGAACAGUUCUGAGAACGGUUCUUAUUCAUUUAUAUAAACUGUGGAAUUUUUGUUUUUGAAAAAAUUUGUCAUGCUACGUUAUAGUCAUGCCUCAAAGCCCUACCUACGUUAAAGAAAUAAUUAUUUGAUCUGGAAGAAGAAUGCUCAAAAGUCUUCAAAAACACAAAAGCUUAUUUUAGAAGAAUUAUUUUCAUUUGCCAUUAAUGCUAGGAUUUGAUUAACUGUAAGGAAGAACUAGGUUAUACCAAUAGGAUUUAGUGUCAGUAUGUUAAAUACUGUUGUACAGACAUGAAAGUGAAGUUCAAAUCCCUACCUUCAGAAGGGGCUUCCCGGUUCACUAGUCCCCGGGCAGCUCUUCUUCCUCUUUCACUGUAAAUGGAUGGUGGAGAGGGAGAGGAUCCGGACCCUACCCCAGGACUGGAGGCAGGUAUCCAUGGUGGAGCCUACAGGGCAUCCACAGCAGAGUUUGCAAAUGAAAGCAGGCAUUGCCUCUUAGCAUGCAAGUCUGUGCACCCCUAGACACUCAUCAGGGUCAAGUUGACUUAAAAUAUCCUUGUGAAGGACCAUGGGAAGUCAGCAUAGCCUUGGUAGGCCCUAGUUACUCAGCUGGCUAUUUCCAGGGUCAUAAUAGGAGGUUUGAGAGCCCAGAUAAAUCCCAGUUUUGUUUUCUGGGCCUCAGAGGCAAGCUCCAGACUUUAUCUAUAGGGACAAGGUUCUGCAACCCAAAGCAGUCAGAACUCUUCUCAAAAUCAGCUGGCUAAGUACCCACCUGUCACCAAGGUGCUGCUGCUUAGCCCUGUAAUGGGGAAGCAAAUAUCUAUUUACAUAAUAAGUGAAAGAGGGAGAGAACAGAGGGAGGUAAGUCUUUUCCAAACUCCAAAUGUAAAUGGUUAUCUAUAUACCAGUGAAGGUUAGGAAACGGAAACAUUGGCUUUGCUUUUCUUGCAUCUAAUAAUAAUAAGUAUUCAAUAAAAGGCAGUUGUUCUUGUGUGCCAAGCACUGCCUGAAGUUCCUUAUAUAAAUUAUUCAUUUAAUCCUUGAAAUGGUGGACACCAUUUUCAUUAUUUUACAGAUGAAGGAAAGGAGGCUUAGAGAGCAGUUAAGUAAGUUGCCCAAGGUCACAUAGUUUAAGUGACAGAGUCAUGAUUUGAGCCCAGUCUGUCUGACUCCCAAGUCUCCAUACAGCCUCCUAAAAGCAGAUUUCAAGAGCCGAGCAAGGCACAGAAUUUUAUAAUAGAGCUUGUCCCUGACCACAUGACCUUCACAUUAAUAGCUGAUCAUGUAAACUAUUACCACCACAGAGAAACUUUAACAUGAAAACAAAAAAUACAGUAAAACUUGCAAAAGCCGGAACUUGUGUAAGGUGGAAACCUGACAGAGAAGGAAAACUCAAAUAUUUUCCUCUAAUAGAAGGUGAUAGAAAAGUUGUAAGACUGCACCCUGUCAAAGGCAGAAAACUUGCAAGACCCGGAAAAACAAAGCAGUCCCAUCAAGUUCCAGCUCUCACAGGUUUCACUGUAUGUAAUUAAACCUCAUUUGUUAUUGGUUACGGACCAGUUAGUUGCAUGUGUGUAUUUGUGAAAUGACUUAUAAAGAGACAGUGCCGCCAUGGUCUGUGAAUUCUAACAUAGGAACUAAUACCUCCGAGAAUCAUAUUUUAAUACAAUACAAAGCCUUGUAUUUAUAGCGCCUUAUAAGUUACCAAUGACUUUUACAUGCACUAUCUCUUUUAAUCCCCACAACAGCCCUUUGAGCCAGCCAUUCUUAACCUCAUGUUACAGAUGACAACAUUAAAGCUCAGAGAGGUUAAGUAACAUAUGUAAGGCCACACAUUUAGCAAAAUCGGGGCUCAAACUCAAGUUUUCUUACUCAAAUGUGGCUUGUCUUUUACCAUACCACUUACCUCCAAUUAGUCAGUUUGGCUUUUCUCCAAAGCCACGCAGUGGUUUAUAUUGAACUCUUCAAGGUUAUUCAUAAAUUCUUACUUAGUGAUUUCAGCUUUCUGCGAAACGUAGAUUAAUUGGCCCAAAAAUUUGGGGAGCCAUAUUUAUUUUUAUUUUUGGUAUAGCUUAUGCCCGGGUCCUCUCCAUAAGAGUGUAUUUUCAUUGAGUUGGAAUUGUUGUUAGAUGUAGGUAAGUGUGUACAACGUUCAAAGUAACUUACCCACAGUCCAUUUUUCUCUUGAGGGCAAAGGGUUCCAGACCUCUAGGGCCAGACCUUUCAACACUGGUUGCCUCAAUAUGCCUUUGACUCAACGGAGCAAUGGAAUUUCUGAGGAGGUACCCCCUGCCCCAAAUUUUGAGCAAACCUAUGGAAGCACACACUUCUUAACCCAUCAGGCCCAGUUUAUUAGUAGCCAUAUCGAGCAAAGACCAGUAGUCUCUCUGAACAACUCCUGUGAUGGAUUUUAUACCCCCUGGGUAAUGGGAAAGAUCAGUAAGUACACCCUUUAUUGGAAAUCUUUAUUGGAAAUCUAUGGGGUUUGUUUUGAGAAAUGGAAAAGAAUGUGUAAAACUGUGGUAAGUUAUCCUGUGCAUUUCUGAUUCAACCUCCAGUAAUUUACCUUCUAAGCUUCCAGUUCUUUGUUGGUAGCAGGAGAAAAUAACUCUCAGGAAUGUGGAUUGCUUGCGGCUAACCAAGACCCGUUAAUCUAGUUAGUUUCUUUUCUCCCAUGCUCUUGAGAAAAGGCAUUACUCUUGGAUUCCAGCUGGCCACCAGGAAGAUUCAAAUUUCAAAAUCCAGACUGAAUCCAAUGAUUGAGAUGAAGUAUUUAAGCUGUAGGUGGUCAUCAAUUGCCCAUAUUGGCUCACUCACUAAUGGCUCUACUUGUUCCUCUUUAAACUGAUGCAGACACAUCUGUGUAACAAAAAAUUCAUUCAUUCAUUCAGCAAACAAAUUUUGAUUGCCUACUCUGUGCUAGGCACUGGACAUUGAUUUUAUAUUAACCGUUUGUCUCUGUGCUACUUUUAACCUUGAAAUGGAUCAAUAGACAGAGGUCUUCAAUUUCCCAAAUUACAACAAACUUUGUCUAGAAACUUCAUUACAAUGUAUCUACCACAUACUUGUUCAAAUGAUUGAAUCCUCCAGAUUCCAGAGAUUGUGUUUAUUAAGAUUGGUUGUAUUUGCUAGCGGCGAUUUUUAAAUUUGGUCAGCUAAGAUUAGAAAUCUGGAAGUCCCUUCAGUUUUAGAGACUAGGUUGGUUUCCAGCUAGACACUCCCAGCUUCAUAGUUUCAGGGGAAAUUUUCUUUCCUAGUACGCUAGAGCGGCAUCUAUUAGGAGUGCUACUUCUGCCAAGAUCCUAACUUGCAAACCCAACUGCCAAUGCCAGAUGGUCUAAAAAAGUAUCAAAGGAUGAGCCAUCAUCUCAUUAGUCAGUGUAGUAUGUGGUCAGGAAGCAGGCCAAGGAUCAGUCUUCAGAAAUAAAGCACAAUGUAUGCUGUAGACAAUCAGUAUAUAUUCUGAGUUUAGAAUCUAUUUGUAAAGAACUCCUAACCUGUGUUUAUUAAAGACAAAAGCAACUUCUCCUGAAACACAUGCUUGAUGUUUGCUGCUGGGGCUGAAUCAUUUUGGAGUUCAAGGAUACCAACUAAAUGGUGAUAUUCUCAGAAGAGUAGUGGUGUUCCACCCUUAGGGUCACUAAAUAACUAGAAAAAACUAGAAAAAGAAAGGUCCAAGCUUUGGAAAGAUUGGCCGUAGAUUUGGAAAGAACUAAAACUGGAUGCCAAGUAUCACUCCUGCAUGGUUCCAUGUACAAGCUCUGAGGUCUGCCCAAUGCUCAAAUCCUAAGUGUUGAGGUUGGGCAAGAAAUUAGCAUCACUGACAUUGCUCUUCUUGCUGUAAUUUCAGACCCGGAUGCAGAGCCUACAGCCUGACCCAGCUGCUCGCUAUCGCAAUGUGUUGGAGGCCCUCUGGAGGAUUAUAAGAACGGAGGGCCUGUGGAGGCCCAUGCGGGGGCUGAAUGUCACAGCAACAGGCGCGGGGCCUGCCCAUGCCCUCUAUUUUGCCUGCUACGAAAAGUUAAAAAAGACAUUGAGUGAUGUAAUCCACCCUGGGGGCAAUAGCCAUAUUGCCAAUGGUGCAGCUGGGUGUGUGGCAACAUUACUUCACGAUGCAGCCAUGAAUCCAGCAGAAGUGGUCAAGCAGAGAAUGCAGAUGUACAACUCUCCAUACCACCGAGUAACAGACUGUGUACGGGCAGUGUGGCAGAAUGAAGGGGCUGGAGCCUUUUACCGCAGCUAUACCACCCAGCUAACCAUGAACGUUCCCUUCCAAGCCAUCCACUUCAUGACCUAUGAAUUCCUGCAGGAGCACUUUAACCCCCAGAGACGGUACAACCCCAGCUCCCACGUCCUCUCCGGAGCCUGCGCGGGAGCUGUAGCUGCUGCUGCCACAACCCCACUGGACGUUUGCAAGACACUGCUCAACACCCAGGAAUCCCUGGCUUUGAACUCAAACAUUACGGGACACAUCACAGGCAUGGCUAGUGCCUUCAGGACGGUGUAUCAAGUAGGCGGAGUGACCGCCUACUUCCGAGGAGUGCAGGCUAGAGUAAUUUACCAGAUCCCCUCUACGGCCAUUGCAUGGUCUGUGUAUGAGUUCUUCAAAUACCUGAUCACUAAACGGCAAGAAGAGUGGAGAGCAGGCAAGUGAAGCAGCCCUGAAUGAAGCCAGGGGUUCAGACAACACUGCUACGCCCUGCCACUCCAGCACAUUCUCUGUCUCUUGGCAUGCACUGGCCUUGAGUGGAGUUGGAAGAAAGGUACAGGGCUCUCCCCAGGCUGUUGGUGUUUUGGCUCACACCAGUUCCUGCCAACCUUCAUUGCUGCCACCUUUCCUUCCAGGCCCUAAGCAAGUGCAGCAAAGCACACCGCAGCACCUUUGACAGUCUCUCUCCAGCCCGGGCCUGGUGACCUGCUGUAGACUGUUAUAGAGGGAUAAGCAGCUCAUUCCCCUGGUUCCUAAUAAAAAGCCUUUAAGUUAAA